Camellia sinensis is the source of this 1032-nucleotide messenger RNA. The record is from RefSeq and is a predicted model, not a curated record. Lineage: Eukaryota; Viridiplantae; Streptophyta; Magnoliopsida; Ericales; Theaceae.
AAUCUUGGGGUUUUCUUGUGUCAGGGUGAAGAAGUGACAUUUGAUUAUAAUUAUGUGCGGGUUUUUGGGGCUGCUGCAAAAAAAUGUGUCUGUGGCUCAUCUCAGUGUCGGGGUUAUAUCGGUGGUGAUCGGCUGAAUACUGAAGUAAUUGUUCAGGGUGAUUCAGAUGAUGAAUAUCCUGAACCUGUAAUGGUUUAUGAAGAUGGUAAAAUUGAUAAUGACUUUAAAAAUUUAAUAUCUGCAACCAGUUCCUUUGAUGGUACAGAAAUGCAAAUUGCAGACCGUAUGUUAUCAAACAAAGAUAAGAUGGACAAGUCUGCAACUGCUGUUGGACCAUUGGAGAGUACCACCGAACUGCAAACUACAAAGAUAUUGGGAGAAGAUGAAGAUGAAACUGAUAAAUCUGCAACUGCUGCUCAACACGUAGAGAUUUCCACAAAAUCUGCAUGUGGUGCACAAUUGCAAAUCCCUUGGGAAGUGGAGAACUCAAUGGAAAAGUUAACACCUUCUGUUCGACUAGUAGAAACAAUUAUAUUGAGUAAAACCAUCUCUGAUGCUCAGCAAGAGUCUGUUCAAGGAUUAGAGACUCCUGCACUCACUACAACUAGUAGAAAAUCAUUAUCUGAUACAACUGAUGCUAAGAAGAAGUGCAAAUCUGACACAAUUGAAGACAGGCACAUUUCAAAGUCACAUUCCCUCGUGAAAACUUCUCGUUCAUCUUCUUCAGUUAAGAAGGGAAAAUUGAAUAGUAAUUCUAUGAAUGUCAACAAAUCUGAGAUGAUAGUCAAUAAAUCUCAUGUGCUAGCUUACAAACCCAAAAAACUACUGGAAGGUCCUCUAAGUGGUCAUUUUGAAGCUGUUGAGGAGAAACUUGACGAGUUGCUAGAUUCUGAUGGGGGAAUAAGCAGAAGAAAAGUAAGCAAUUUUUUGCUCAUGUUAUAUCAAAUGCUUUUUCUUUUUUUGGUUUUAAUCUUUUCUUUUUCUGAGACUUACUUUUUUGUAGAUUAUGGAACUUGAUAAGUUAUAUUUUUG